CCAACAAGCAAACAAGAUGAAAUUUUUUCAUUUAAAACCUUUUGUCCGGAUAACGUUCACGCCAAGUAGAUCACAGCGGAUCAGCAACCUCAUUAUACAUUUAACACUCCCCACCUCAUAAACGCCCUCUUCACACCGCCGACACACCACAGUUUCUGCCCAGCCAGCCAUCCAGAUUUAGUAGUUUCUUGUCCAAGUCACAAAUUUCGCCACGACCCGGAUUAUAGUUAGAGUUAGUGUAACUCAGUAGUUAAGAUCCCAGCUACCCACCUCUAUAUAAACACCCCCUCCAUUACCCGUUCUCAAGAAACUGAUCCUACCAGGUUUGCAGAACAGACACAGAGCAGAACAGAGCAUAACAGACAUUUGGAGCUUUGGAGUCUUGGGGUUCUGUAAUGGAGGGAAGCAAAGAGAGAAUUGAAAUGGGUGAUGGGAAACAGGAACGGCUGACUGCAGAAGUUGCCAUUAAAGGAUCCAAGGAGUCUGUCAAGGCGGGCAGAAGUGGAGCUGGAAUCAUCCCAAUACAGAUAAAGAUCACCCAGAGGCUCCCGGACUUCUUACAAUCUGUGAAACUCAAGUAUGUCAAAUUGGGUUAUCAGCAACUCGUGAAGCACGCCAUGUAUGUGCUCUCUACGCCUCUCCUGCUCCUGGCCGCAGCAGAGAUGGGAAGAUUGGGCGUUGAGGACAUCUGGCGGCUGUGGGAACAGCUCCAGUACAAUUUCCUGAGCGUCACGGUCUGUUCUGCCGUGUUCGUCUUUGUGGUCACCGUCUACUUCAUGACCCGACCCAGGGCAGUUUACCUCCGGGACUUCGCCUGCUACAAGCCGGACGAUGAACGAAAGUGCACUAUGCAGCGGUUUUUCGACUGCACAGAGCACGCCAAUGCGUUCACCGAGAGCACGAUCGAGUUCCAGAAGCGGGUUUCCGAGCGGUCUGGAUUGGGCGAUGAGACUUACCUCCCGGUCGGAGUUCUGUCCCAACCGCCGAAUCUCUGCAUGGCGGAGGCCCGAUUGGAGGCAGAGGCGGUUAUGUUUGGGGCUCUAGAUGAGUUGUUCCAGAAAACGGGCGUGAAGCCCAAGGAUGUCGACAUACUCAUUGUGAAUUGCAGUCUGUUCAAUCCCACCCCUUCUCUGUCCGCCAUGAUUGUGAAUCACUACAAAAUGAAGGGCAACAUCAAGAGCUUCAAUUUGGGCGGAAUGGGUUGCAGUGCCGGGAUGAUUUCAAUUGCUCUCGCCAAGGAUCUUCUCCAGGCGAAUCCAAAUUCCCUGGCGGUCGUUGUUUCAAUGGAGAACAUUACUCUGAAUUGGUACUUCGGCAAUGACAAAUCCAUGCUGCUCUGUAACUGCAUCUUCCGCAUGGGGGGAGCCGCCAUUCUUCUGAGUAACAGACGGAGGGACCGCCGUCAUGCCAAGUAUGAGCUCGUUCAUACGGUCCGAACCCACAAGGGUGCCGACGACAAGAGCUAUAAUUGUGUCUUCCAGCGUGAGGACGACACGGGUAGCAUCGGCGUUUCUCUGGCCAGAGAACUAAUGGCCGUCGCAGGGGACGCGCUUAAAACCAAUAUAACGACUCUGGGUCCCCUGGUUUUGCCCCUUUCUGAGCAGCUCCUUUUUCUGGGGACUCUGAUUGCCCGGAAGGUUUUCCAGAUGAAGAAAGUCAAGCCUUAUAUUCCGGACUUCAAGCUGGCUUUCGAGCAUUUCUGUAUUCAUGCCGGUGGGCGGGCUGUUCUGGAUGAGUUGCAGAAGAACUUGGAGCUUUCUAACUGGCAUAUGGAGCCUUCGAGGAUGACUCUCCACCGGUGGGGUAACACUUCCAGUAGUUCUCUCUGGUAUGAGCUUGCUUAUACUGAGGCAAAGGGCCGAGUGCGCAAAGGGGAUCGGCUCUGGCAGAUCGCUUUCGGGUCUGGUUUCAAAUGCAACAGUGCUGUUUGGAAGGCACUUCGACCUGUACCAGCUAAGUCGAUGGAAAAUCCCUGGUUCGACUGUAUUGACAGGUACCCGGUUAAGGUCCCCAUGUACUCAUGAUGUGAAGAAUCCCUUUCUUCUCGCUCCUUCUUAAUAACCAUUACUGCGCUCUGUGCUUUGUGCUCUGCGCUCUGUUAUCUGCUUUCACUUUUAUUUCCUUUUCUGGUGUUUUGGACUGUUUGGUCCCAUCAAUGCCAUAAUAUAAACUUCUAUUUCGCUUCUUAAAUUGUUUGUUUGGUCUCAUCAACUUCAUUAAAGUCUUCUAUUUCGCAUUUCA
Cryptomeria japonica (Japanese cedar) is the source of this 2241-nucleotide messenger RNA. Its product is annotated as 3-ketoacyl-CoA synthase 11. The record is from RefSeq and is a predicted model, not a curated record. Gene Ontology annotation, cellular component: membrane. The transcript has a single exon. Gene Ontology annotation, molecular function: acyltransferase activity, transferring groups other than amino-acyl groups. NCBI's taxonomy places the organism in Eukaryota, Viridiplantae, Streptophyta, Pinopsida, Cupressales, Cupressaceae. Bases 396 to 2024 code for a protein of 542 amino acids. Gene Ontology annotation, biological process: fatty acid biosynthetic process.